AGGAGAGAUGGCUGCUUUCGGAGAGUAUCAAUCACCCUGAUGGCUGACCAGGAUCACGGUCGACCUGCCGCGUUCGGUCGUUGGCCUGGGGGCCGGGACGCUCUCCGCACCCCCGUCCCGGGGCAGCUAAUGGUCGGGUCCAGGCGGGAGGCCAUGUUUGCUGGAAUUAAAGCGGGCGGGGCGGCGCCAGCGAGCAGAUGCGGCUGGAGGCGCGCGGGAGCCGGGCGCGAGCAGGGCGCAGCGGCGAGGGAGGCGCGGGGGAGGCCAGCGGGAGCCGGGGCGCCAGCAGCAGCCUGCAUCGGCGGAGAGCAGCGGGGCGCCGCGGGAGCCGCAGUCGCCAUGGCCGUGGCUGUGGGGAGACCGAGUAAUGAAGAGCUUCGAAACUUAUCACUUUCUGGCCAUGUUGGAUUUGACAGUCUUCCUGACCAGCUGGUCAACAAGUCCACUUCUCAAGGAUUCUGUUUCAAUAUCCUGUGUGUGGGUGAAACAGGUAUUGGCAAAUCCACAUUGAUGGACACGUUAUUCAACACCAAAUUUGAAAGUGACCCAGCUUCUCACAAUGAGCCUGGUGUGCGGUUAAAAGCCAGAAGUUAUGAACUUCAGGAAAGCAACGUACGGCUGAAGCUGACCAUUGUUGACACGGUGGGAUUUGGAGACCAGAUUAAUAAAGAUGACAGCUAUAAGCCUAUUGUGGAAUAUAUUGAUGCCCAGUUUGAGGCGUACUUGCAAGAGGAAUUGAAAAUUAAACGUUCUCUCUUCAACUACCACGACACGAGGAUUCAUGCCUGCCUUUACUUCAUUGCCCCCACGGGACAUUCACUGAAGUCCUUAGACCUGGUCACAAUGAAGAAACUCGACAGCAAGGUGAACAUCAUUCCAAUAAUUGCAAAAGCUGACACCAUCGCCAAGAACGAACUGCACAAAUUCAAGAGUAAGAUUAUGAGUGAACUAGUGAGCAACGGAGUCCAGAUCUAUCAGUUCCCCACAGACGAGGAAACCGUGGCCGAGAUUAACGCGACCAUGAGUGUCCAUCUCCCAUUUGCAGUGGUUGGCAGCACCGAAGAGGUGAAGAUUGGCAACAAGAUGGCCAAGGCCAGGCAGUACCCCUGGGGUGUGGUGCAGGUUGAGAACGAAAACCACUGUGACUUUGUGAAGCUGAGGGAAAUGCUGAUCCGAGUGAACAUGGAAGACUUGCGAGAGCAGACGCACACUCGCCACUACGAGUUGUAUCGGCGCUGUAAGCUCGAGGAGAUGGGCUUCAAGGACACUGACCCCGACAGCAAGCCCUUCAGUCUUCAGGAGACGUAUGAAGCCAAAAGGAAUGAAUUCCUGGGAGAGCUGCAGAAGAAAGAGGAGGAGAUGAGGCAGAUGUUUGUCAUGAGAGUGAAGGAGAAAGAGGCGGAGCUUAAGGAGGCGGAGAAGGAGCUUCACGAGAAGUUUGACCUCCUGAAGCGGACACACCAAGAGGAGAAGAAAAAGGUGGAAGACAAGAAGAAGGAGCUUGAGGAGGAGGUGAGCAACUUCCAGAAGAAGAAGGCCGCAGCCCAGCUCUUGCAAUCCCAGGCCCAGCAGUCUGGGUCCCAGCAAACCAAGAAGGACAAGGAUAAGAAAAAUGCAAGCUUCGCAUAAGGCCUGGCAAGCCAAGGACGCUCCCGCAUUCACCUGCUUUUGCAGUAGUAGCGUACCUCUGUCAUCCGCGUCCUGUUUGGUUUCGUUGUCUCUCCCUUCCCCAGAUACCAGUAACUCCUAGCUCACUUUGCUGAAUGUUGUCAGGUGGUGGAGACCCAUAGAACAAGGGGAUCUCGGCAGACACGCGCAUGUGGCUGGACUUUGUUUCUGGAAAGUCAAUGAUCUGCCUUGUAUGCCUGUCCCAAGUGGCAGCAGGAAGCAUGUCUGUCACUUGUAUGUCGCUUUGGACCAAGGAAAGCAGGGUAAAAUGCUACCUGUACGUCUGAUGUGAAAACUCACCACCUCAGCAGCUGAACUAAAACCCUGAGUAGCCAUGACAACAACUUGCAUUCUCAUGAUUGUUCGUCUCAGGCUCGCCAGCCCCCUCCCCCCACUUCACUGUCUCUUCUCACUUGCCCCAAACCAAAGGUGGCCAGGAAAGGAGGCAGAUUGGUGAGCGGGCACUAUAGGUGGCUUUUCACCUGUAUGAUUUUUUUUUUUUCCAUUUAAUCACUCCGGUAUUUGGUCUGAGCCUGUGAGCUGUCUUAGGGUCUGAAUGCCCACUUCAAAGCCCGGCCAAAGCUGCUGGGGAAUGCUCACCUCCACCAGGGUGUUUCCGCCUGACGACACUUUCCCAGGUCCAGAUCUCAAAGACCGCCUGAAAGAGUUUGGCCUAGCUGUUAAGGAUGUUGGAUCCCCACUUAGAGCGAGGGGAUCGUCCCCACACCUCCCCAACCCCCUCCCUGUACACCUGCAUUUGCUUUAAGCCAGCUGAGGGGAGACCUGGAGGCUGAUUCCCGAGUAUGGCUCCUUCGCAUAGAAAUGUUCAUGAAGCGCAGUGAGAAAACUGCUCCAAAUACUUCAAAUAGGAAACCUGCUCUACAUUGCAUUGCCGUAGCACAAACCUGAAAGGCUGUCCUCAGGUUAAGGGGGGGAGGGGGCGAACACAGUGCAGUGAUUAGGGCCGCCUGCUCUGUCUCUUGGGCCAUCAGUUAGGCCACCUGACUCCGGAUCAGGACAUGCCCUGCCUGCCUGCUGUGCAAGAAGGGAGAAGGGCACGUGUCUAUCCUGUCCCCUUUUCCUUCUGCUGCUCAUCCUGUCAUCUGCAUGGCUGUCCCCUUCUAACCAGACCCCCCCAGCUUUCCCCUCUCUCAAGUUUCUCAUGGACCCAGUCCUUUGCCUUUACAUCUCCUCUCUAAUGUCACCAGUUACACGUGAAUGGGGUAAAGCACGCUGCAUUUCCCACUUUAAAACAAAAUUGUCCAGCAAGCCUGGUCUGAUCCUGGCCAAGUUUUUAGGCUUUCCUUUUCUUCAUCUCCCAAUCACAAGAAAAAAGCAGUGCCCUUUCAUAAACUGACUUAGGCUUCAUUAGGCAAAGCAAGGCCAUUGGCUUCACCGGGGUGCAAGCCAGGGUGGCCCAGAAGCCACAGAGCAGCCGCAGCAGCCAUCUUCGGCAGGGGAGGGAGGAGCUCCUACAUGGACCCUGGCUUUGCUUCCAUUUUCCCAGCUAGCUGUGGAGCAGCAGGUACUAAUGGCACGCUGACUAACUGUGGCUGCGCCCGCUUCUUCACUGCUUGUGUGAGCAUUGUCUUUCUUUCUUUCUUUCUUUGUGCCUCAUAAUAGAAAAUACCCCUUUGCAUUUGAUUCUCAAAUCCCUAAAAGCUUUUUAAGAUAAGCUAAGAAGGAAAAAAAAAAAAAACCCAAUUGACUUUUUGAUGCCAAGAUUAUUGAUUGAAUUAUUUUUUUUCACAGUAAAAUAAAUUCUACGGAGAGUCAGGGAAUAAAAAGCUAAGAGAAUCCUUAAAAAAGCUUAAACGAACAAAAAGCAUUGCUUCUGAAAUGAUUCUCUCCCACCUCCACUCCCAAGCCUCCUGGAGCUUGUUACUGCUGCUCUUUUCUUUCCGUAUCUAUGCCUUUCUUCACAGUAGUCCCUGGCUCUGCACGGAAUAAACGGUACUCUCAAAUCUAAUCGGACGUGCUUUCGCCUCUGCAUGUAAGUACAGGUGCAAGAACUCUGAAAUCUUUGUUUCAGAUGAGGUUUAGCAGUCUGGGUAGUCUUUUUCUUUUCUUUCUUUCUUCUUCUUCUCUCUCCUUUUUUUUUUUUUAAGCUAAAUACAUUGACACCAGUCACAUUUAUAUUUUGCCCCACAAUUUAUGCUUCAUCUCGAUGUCAGAGGAAGCAGGGGACUGAUUACCAAUUGCAGCCAUUGCUCUGUGUAGCACCAUGGAGGGCAUGUAGAAGGCCUUCAGUUGUGACGAGAUAAAGCUGGGGAAAGAAAUUUCCACCGUCCACUGGACAAACACCCAGAAAAUGAUGUCUCUGCCAGGCUGCCUUUCUGAUACUUUUGGAAAGAUCUUAGUAACGGCCACUCCUUUCGGCUAAAUGCCCAAUGGCCACAUCUUUUUCUGUUGCCCAGCUUUGGCUGGCCUCUCUCUGUAGCUCUUCUCCCCAAGCACAAUGAGCAUCUUUUCUUCUUCUGGACUGUGCUCCCCUGUAACUGCUGUUGGGGUGUGACAGAAUGGCCGGCAUGAGAACCCAGUGGUAAUUGAGGACUGCCUUCCCAGCUUGGGCUCUAUAUUAACUGGUCCAAAAGGGCAUCUCGUGGCCAGGGGAGCUCUUCCACCUGACGUCGGGCAUGGGUUUCUUGUUUUCCUGCUCCUUUACUUUGCAACUCACCAGCAGCAUCUCUUGCUUCCUCUCCAUCCUGUGCGCCUCUAAUGGACAGGCGUGGCUGUCUCACUUUCCUGAGAUACUGCUAAGUGUUCUGCGGAGUCGGUGUUCAGGCUUCCCCCACCCACGUCGUACUGUCUCUGUGUGGUCCUGCCAGAACCAUCCAUUUGAAUCCCUUGGCUUUGCCAUCCACAAGUGUCAGGAGUUGUCAGGUGUCAGUUUCCAAAAGUCCUAGUUCUAGCCACAGGACAUUUAUCAUGGAGUUGUUAGCUGAAUUAUGACCUACAGAGUCUAGUUUGUAUGUAGGUAUGAAGGGAAUUUAAAAAAAAAAUAAAUUGAAGAUUAAGCUGUGAACAGCAUUAGAACUUUGAUCUAUUUCUUGAUCUUAAAAUAUGAUAAUGCCUUAAACUGUAGUUGUAGAACUGUCAUACUCUUUUUGCUGUUUGAGGAUAACCAAUGUUUUCUAAACUGUUGUGUAAUCUCAGUGUUGAUGCAGACUGUCAUGUAUGUAAGCUGCAUGUUAGACACUUGUCUUUUUUUAAGAACUAAAACAAUUGUAUCCAUGUGAAGCAGCAUAUCGUUCCUACAAGUGUGAAACUGUUGGCUCAGCAGCGUGCUGAGCGACUUGGUGUCUGUUAACAUAGUGUGGUGACAGGUGACCUAUGCAUAUAUCACUAGUGCCAAGACCUAAAGCGGGGAAAUAUAUUUUUACCCAACCAUU
Psammomys obesus (fat sand rat) is the source of this 5060-nucleotide messenger RNA. RefSeq names its product septin 11 (gene Septin11). The transcript is spliced from 10 exons. The coding region runs from base 40 to 1629 and encodes 529 amino acids. Gene Ontology annotation, cellular component: septin complex; microtubule cytoskeleton; cell division site. The record is from RefSeq and is a predicted model, not a curated record. Lineage: Eukaryota; Metazoa; Chordata; Mammalia; Rodentia; Muridae. Gene Ontology annotation, molecular function: molecular adaptor activity; GTPase activity; GTP binding. Gene Ontology annotation, biological process: cytoskeleton-dependent cytokinesis.